CAUUUUUUUCUUCGACAUGCCAACGACUCCAACUCUGAACCACUUUGAGGACUGGAUUUGUUAAUUUAGAUGGAAAGUACUCUCGUAUUUGAAACUGCCCUCGGAUAAAAGCUCAACGUAAGCCUACAUCAUGCCUCGUCGCAAGUUCGACAAGAAAACCGCCACCACCUUCAACCUUGUGCACCGCGCUCAAAAUGAUCCCCUCAUUGACGAUAACGAUGCACCUUCUAUGGUCUUCGCCGAGAAGCCCAUUCCGGUCAAAAAUCGUCGCCCGACUGACGAUGAUUACGCAUAUUCAUCCGCGGCGAGCGUAAUCUCUGGCUCAUCAUAUCGUAGUUCAAAAACCAGACACCGAGGGGAUCUUGAGGAUGAAUUUCGUGGCGCAGACGUUCGUGAGAAUGAAGGAGAAGCAGCACAACACGGAAUUUUCUUCGACGACACCCAGUAUGAUUACAUGAAACAUAUGCGAGAUCUUGGAUCGGGCAGUGGUGCGACUUGGGUGGAGGCUCGGUCGGCGGAUGAUGCAAAGAAAAGGAGCAAACAAUCACUUGCGGAUGCUUUGCGCGGCAUGGAUCUGGAUGAGACGAGGAGCGUUGGUAUGACCAGUAUGACCAGCAGCAGCAGCAUAGCACGGAGUCUGUUACCGGAAGAAGUUCUACCCAGCGAAUUCGUCCGACGCAAGACCUAUCAGGAUCAGCAAGAUGUGCCGGACGAGAUUGCAGGGUUCCAGCCAGAUAUGGAUAUGCGUCUACGUGAGGUCUUAGAGGCGCUGGAGGAUGAGGCAUAUGUUGAUGAAUUGGAGGAAGGGGAAGAAGGAAACAUUUUCGCAGAGUUGACCCAGGAUGGGUACGAGGUGGAUAGGGAUGAGUGGGAGCGACUGGGAGAGCAGCAAUUGUUCGACGAUGAAUACUAUGAUGAGGACGAUGCAGGCUGGGAGAGCGACGAUACAAUCAAGGCAGCCAACUCGCCCAAAUCAAAAUCACGCAUGCCAGAACCUCCUUCCUCAGAGGGAGUUGUGCUCCCUGAAGGCGAAACAGCCGAGGCUCCUUCCGAUGUUCAGGCACAGCCACCUGCUGACCCAACGGCCGGAGCAUGGCUCGACGAGUACAAGAAGUUCAAAUCGUCACAAAACGAGCCAGCUUUGAGCGACAUUGCUGAAGGCGGCGAGCAAAAGCCUCGGCGGCGACAACAGCGUGCUCCUUCUGCUUUCGACGCCAGUCUUAUCUCCUCUCUGGCUUCUGGCCGCCGCAAGAAGCGCAAGGGUGCGCAGACGUCUACGACAAAUUACUCCAUGACAUCGUCGUCCCUUGUCCGGACGUCACAGCACAGUCUCCUAGACGAACGUUUCGACAAGAUUGAAGAAGCGUACACUCUCGCCGAGUUCCCAGAAGACGAAGAAUUCAACGAAAACGCUUCUCUGGCAUCCGGUCUGACUGGGGUCUCUCCGCCAAACUCUGUCAGAGGCGAUUUCGAUGGCAUCCUCGAUGACUUUUUGGGCAGCUACAAUAAGGCUGGAAAGGUCGGCGGAGGAAGAAUCAGGAAGGGCGCGCCGUUGACCGGUAUGCAGCAGCUCGACGAAGUUCGAAACGGGCUUGGAGCGGCGAGAAUUACGGCAUCGACUGCUAGAGCGGCUGCUGGGAGACCAUGA
Messenger RNA from Dissoconium aciculare CBS 342.82, 1648 nucleotides. RefSeq names its product Low temperature viability protein. The transcript has 2 exons. Gene Ontology annotation, biological process: ribosomal small subunit biogenesis; ribosomal small subunit export from nucleus. Bases 131 to 1648 code for a protein of 505 amino acids. Gene Ontology annotation, cellular component: cytosol; preribosome, small subunit precursor; nucleus. Lineage: Eukaryota; Fungi; Ascomycota; Dothideomycetes; Mycosphaerellales; Dissoconiaceae. The record is from RefSeq and is a predicted model, not a curated record.